Phyllotreta striolata is the source of this 1308-nucleotide messenger RNA. The record is from the annotation of a GenBank genome assembly. Lineage: Eukaryota; Metazoa; Arthropoda; Insecta; Coleoptera; Chrysomelidae.
GUAAAGUACAUGUCAAAAUUGUCAAAUUAGAAAAAACGUGUAAAGUGCAUUCUUAUUAUUACAAAUAAAUUGUGAAAUAUUGCGUACAUAACUAGUAAUAUGUCCGAAACGAAAAACGCAUUCAAAGAAUCCUUCACUUGCAUUUCUUGUCGAGUAGCGUUUAAGGAUGCAGAAUUGCAACGUUCCCAUUACAAGACCGAUUGGCACAGGUACAAUUUAAAAAGAAAAGUAGCCGAUUUGCCCCCGGUAACGUCGGAGGAAUUUCAAAUUCGAGUGUACAAUCAACGUAAUGCCGAUGAGUUGCAAAAACAAGAUAAGAGCGUGCAUUGCUUGGCUUGCUGCAAAGUGUUCGGCAACCAAAAUGCUUAUGAUAAUCAUUUGAAUUCGAAGAAACACAAGGAGAAUGAGAAGUCUAGGAGCCUUAAUGAUGUAUCAGAAGCUAAUGCCAAAACUAAUGAAAAAAUCGAGAAAGUUAGUCGGGAAUCUGUAUCUGAAGUCGAGGAAGUCGAUUCUGAUGAAUGGGAUGAAUUCAGUGAAAAUCCUAUAGAUAAUAACGAGUGCUUAUUCUGUCCACAUCAGAGUAAUAAUUUUUACAAAAAUUUGGAUCACAUGACUAUUGUUCACUCAUUCUUCAUACCCGACAUUGAGUAUUGCACAGAUUUAGAAGGAUUAUUAAGAUAUUUGGGCGAGAAAGUUUCAGAAGGAUUUAUGUGUCUUUGGUGCAAUGAAAACGGGAAGACAUUCCAUACUUCCGAAGCUGCUAAGCAGCAUAUGGUUGACAAAGGUCAUUGCAAAAUGAUUCACGAUGGUAUAGCAUUGGCAGAAUACGCCGAUUUUUACGAUUAUUCCUCUUCAUAUCCUGAUGCCGAAGAAACUAGUGUAGACACCAAUGAGGAAGUUUCCAUUCCAGAAUUAGACGGUUCAGAUUAUCAGUUAGUUUUACCUUCUGGUGCUGUUGUUGGUCAUCGAAGUCUGAUGAGAUAUUACAAGCAAAGCAUAAAUCCCAACAUGGCUGUGGUUCCUUCUAAGAACAAUAGGAAAUUACAUAAAGUACUAGCACAGUACAAAUCGCUUGGAUGGACAGAAACGCAGCAAGCCGUGGCUGCGAGGAAAGCUAGAGAUUUCCAUUUCUUGAAGAGGAUGCACUAUAAUAUGAGAAUGGGUGUAAAAAAUAACAGCUUACUCCAAAAGCAUUUUAGAAGACAGGUACAAUUUUAAAUACCAGGUUUAUCAGAUACCAUCAUUUUACUUUUGUUAUGCUUAUAAAUAGCUCUACCUUCUUCCUGUUACUUAAUUUGUUAACAGCCU